Messenger RNA from Xylona heveae TC161, 3439 nucleotides. RefSeq lists its product as hypothetical. The record is from RefSeq and is a predicted model, not a curated record. Lineage: Eukaryota; Fungi; Ascomycota; Xylonomycetes; Xylonales; Xylonaceae. The transcript is spliced from 2 exons. The coding region runs from base 218 to 3361 and encodes 1047 amino acids.
AGAAAAGCUGCAAGCUCCUCAAAUAUUUCGAGAUUGGGCAGAAUAAAGUAGAAGCUACAGCAGCCGGACUUCUCUACAAACUGCCAUUAGGGUCCAUUUUGCCAAAUCCGAUAUUCAUCUGCAUUCGUAUAAUCCAAUUGAUUCUGCAAUGCGGUAAAAUUGAGUCUCGAACGACUUCCCCUGCGAGAAUCGACGUGGCUGCGCCUACAGUCUCUUGAUGCCACAUCACGCUCGACCGGGCUCGAUUUUGUAUCGUGCUCUACAAGCUCACGGCGGCACUCGCAGCAAUGGAUUGAUUUUGGUCGCGGAUUUUCUCGUCCCCUCGUUAUCGUCGCGCUGCUUGUCGAGCCAAUUUCGGAGCUGGUCGUCCUCGCCAAGCAGUCGUUAUGCCUCUACAAUUUCUCCCUCCGUUCCAUCGCCGGUAGGAACUGAGGCGUUCAAUGUUAUCCUUGGUGGGAUCGUCGAUCUUCAUGGGAGUAAAGAAGGCAAGCGACUGUACGAUAUCUGGUGUCAGGAAUCAGAAGGCACGAUAUCCAGGGCAAACAAACCUUCCAGGCGGUUAAGGGCUGAGACAGAUGAGAAAAGUUGGAGUAAUGAUGAGAAUCCUCUGUCUUCCGGCACUGUACCCUUGAGGCGGGGUCUCGAAUCUUCCUCUGGAAAUUCCAAGCAGAACAUUCGAAUCGGACCUCCUGGCAGUAAUGCUCUGCGGCCUCCAGAUGAGUCUCUUCAUGAUCCAGAAGCAUGGGCCGCCCUUGUAGAUCCCUUUCUCCCGCACACCCUGCGAUCAAACUCCUCCCAAGAACAGCUUGCCGAGCAGGUCCCACAGGGUUCCCGACAGGCAUUGGUCACGAUUCUGUCUUUGGCUCGUCGGCAGUAUGAUAUCGAUAUACUGGCACAUAUGGGCUGCAAUCAAGGCCGUUGGCAAGCUGUUCUAUGGAUCAUUACCAAAUGGGUCAACCGGUCCGCUCCCGGGAAGGAACUCAUUUCCAGGGAAAUUCUGCGCAAUGCCGCAACCUUGCCGCAAAAUCAAGGCUUAAAUGAAUUGACUGCAUCCCCUACAUCAAUGGAGGCUCGAAAGGUCACUGCGAGAUCGCAGCUGCGGUCGUUUGACGGAAUUACAGAACAUGACCCAGCAUAUAUAAAGGUUGGCAAGUCGAAAACAUAUCGCGAUUUACUCGCGGAAUUCUGGCAGAGCAUAGGCCACUUUAUAAUCAUUUCUGGAAACCAAUCCGAGCAGGAAGCACAACGGAUCCUCUCAUUCGUUCGCCAGAUUCUGGCCCAUUUUCACCACGUUGGUGUCGUUUCAAAUUCUAUAUACAGAUAUAUACCCGAGGCAGAGCUGCCCGUAUUGCACAAACCGCCGACAUUGCACCUUCUCUCUUCCCGGAUUUUGGCUUCGUUGUCGGAUGCCUCUUGGAGAGCUCGAGAGGAAGAAGUCCUUGCAGAGGCCAAAACGGUUGGUGCAGAAUCAAAUUACAAAGGCUAUCAACUACCGAGCGCAAGGUAUAAGCUCAAAGUCAGAGAAAUCGGGCCUGAAGUUUGGAUGGAAUUCGUGCUAUGGUCCUGCGUAGAGGAUCGUCUUAUAGGGGCCAGUGCUUGGCUCUUGAAAAAGAUGAGUGGAUCAGAGGCCAUUGGUGGGCGGGCCUGGGCUGUCGUCAAUUGGGAGACGAUUCAGCGAUCCGUCAGAGAUAAGACUGGACAUGCCAAGAUUGACUGGGCGCGAGUAGAGGCCGGCCGAGAUAUAGCAACUGGAAGCGUCGAAGCGUAUAGUCGACUGCCUCCAGUUGUUGACAUGGGCGAGCGCACGGUCAGCAGCGAGGUGGUCGAAGCUGUUAUUGACGGCUUGGUAGAGACUGCCAUGACUGAUAACGGGACUAGCCCUGGUUCCAUCACUGCGACAAUCGAAAAUAUAUCUCUCUUGCAGCAUUUACUGGAGCGGGAUGGGUUCGGCUUCAGCGUCGAUUUAUGGCACAUGGCUCUUCUCCGGGUACUAGACACCGAAAUGAAGCCAUUCGAUCUCAAUAUGCAACUUUUGGAGUCUAUUAUUUCCUUGGUCCCCGUUUUUUGCUUCAAGGAGCAUCCGCCUGCCAAUCUAGAGCCGGAUCAUCCUGAUAAUUUAUUCGAACUAUCUGCUGCGACUAUCGGUUUGUGCGAUCGGGCUCUGCGUAGCAUGAUCAAAUCUGGACAGAUUCAAGCAGCAACUCGUCUUUUCCGCCGCUUACACUCACUCACCCGUGACAAACAACCGGAAACCCUUGCCGGCGAACUGGAUGGAAACAACUCAACAAGCGACGUUGACACGACUCAUCCAGACGCUGCUGGUCAUGACCAGGUUCAAAGGAACACACCAUUGUACCAGAAUCAACUUUCUCCUUCACUAUUAGCUUCAUUUCUCGACUUGAUCACCGAGUCCAAAUGCUUCAACCUCGGCCGUCAACUCCUCCUCGGCGACGGCAAAUCAGAACCGGUCAUUCCCACAGCUCUGUACUCUCAUGAAGCCCUUACACCUGCGCUUCUCCGAUUCGCCGCCGCGACCGCAGACUCCUCCCUCCUCGCAGAAGUCGCAAAGUCACUCUCUCCUCCACUUCCCGAUCAUUUCCUUCGAGCACUCCUCCGCUGCCAGGUGUCACUCACAAACUGGCCUAACGCGGAAGAACUCAUGGACUACUGCCAACAUGUACACCGGGUCAAAUGGAUGGCCGGCGAUGCUUCAAUCCUAGCAGAGGCCGUGCUGCAACAGCAACGUCUGCUCACCAUUGCCGCCACUCCAGCUCAACGCACUCAGCAGCAGAUAUCGCUACAUCGCGCAAAGUCGCUGUUGCAGAAACUGCUCUCGGAAGAGUACGGUCCCUUCAAGGGCGCCGUCAAUGGCCGCACCAGCAGAGACUACACUGGCAUUAUCGACGUCCUCAAAACCACGGGUCCUCCCUUGGAAAAGCUAUGCCCGAAUCUGCUUUCCCAGCACACCCAGAUCAAGCCCUGGUCAAACGACAGCUACGCGACAGCUCUCCCGGAAGGAUGGUCGCCCGUGGUGCCGAACCUGACCUCAGUGCGUGCGAUAAUGCGCGGAGCCCUCCAGGAACGGCGACAAGAAUUGUUCGAUGCCGAAAGCCCUCCAGAUCGAGCGGCCAAAGUGGGCAUUAUGGGAUUGCACCUCUACGACAAUGACGCGGAACAUCAUGCGCUCUUUUCACCUAACCAGUCGCCCCCGUCUGUAGAGGCUGCUUCCAUCUUAGACUGGGGUGUCGACAUGUAUAAGAAUUUUGGUGUCUCAGAGGCAGAUAUUGAUCGUGAAUUGGACGGCUACAUGACCGCUAGCAAGGCCUGGGCUGCUGCUUCUGCCUCUGCUACAACCGCGUAGUUUUGAAAGCCUGGAUUAUUAGAUACCCAUUGUAAUGCGCGCUGUUUGCCUUGUUUGUUAUUAUUUUGUUUGCUCCCU